Molecule: messenger RNA, 651 nt
Organism: Iphiclides podalirius (scarce swallowtail)
Lineage: Eukaryota; Metazoa; Arthropoda; Insecta; Lepidoptera; Papilionidae
Source: the annotation of a GenBank genome assembly
AUGGACGGGCUGGCUGGACACCCGCUGAGACGGAUGGGCUGGCUGGACACCCGCCGAGACGGACGGGCUGCACACCCGCCGAGACGGACGGGCUCUUACGCCCGCCAAGACGGACGGGUUCCUAUGCCCGCCGAGACGGACGGGCUGGCUGGACACCUUCCGAGAUGGACGGGCAGGCUGUACACCCUCCGAGAUGGACGGGCUGGCUGGACACCCGCUGAGACGGAUGGGCUGGCUGGACACCCUCCGAGAUGGACGGGCUGGCUGUACACCCUCCGAGAUGGACGGGCUGGCUGGACACCCUCCGAGAUGGACGGGCUGGCUGGACACCCGCUGAGAUGGACGGGCUGGCUGGACACCCUCCGAGAUGGACGGGCUGGCUGGACACCCGCUGAGACGGAUGGGCUGGCUGGACACCCUCCGAGAUGGACGGGCUGGCUGGACACCCUCCGAGAUGGACGGGCUGGCUGGACACCCGCUGAGAUGGACGGGCUGGCUGUACACCCUCCGAGAUGGACGGGCUGGCUGUACACCCUCCGAGAUGGACGGGCUGGCUGGACACCCGCUGAGACGGAUGGGCUGGCUGGACACCCGCUGAGAUUCCAAUUAUUUUCAAUUCACAUAUCUCAAUUCCACAUAUUUGUAUUUAUC